AUGGAUCCUAGUCUUCAUCUUACUACAGCUAUGGGAACUCCUUUGUCUAAUCCUCGUUCUUAUAGGGAACUCAUUGGACGGCUACUUUAUCUCACCAUUACCAGACCUGAUAUUACAUUUGCCGUUCAUCAAUUGAGUCAGUUCAUUUCAGCACCUUUGGACAUUCAUCUUCAGGCAGCUCACAAGGUUUUACGGUACAUUAAGGCUAAUCCUGGCCAAGGACUUAUGUACUCUGUUGAUAGUGACUUGAGCUUGAAUGCCUUUUGUGAUGCUGAUUGGGGGAACUGUAAAGAUACUAGGCGGUCUAUUACUGGUUAUUGCAUAUAUCUUGGUAACUCGCUUAUCUCGUGGAGAUCAAAGAAGCAAGGAGUCACUAGUCGGAGUAGUACAGAAUCUGAGUACCGUAGUAUGGCUCAGGCGACAUGUGAACUCAUUUGGUUGCAGCAAUUGUUUAAGGAUCUUCGUCUUCCAGUUCCAGGACCAGCUAAACUCUAUUGUGACAACAAGUCGGCUCUGCAUAUUGCUAUGAACCCUGAUUUUCACGAAAGGACAAAACAUAUAGAGAUAGAUUGUCACACGGUUAGAGAUCGGAUUAAAGCAGGUACUCUCAAAGUCUUCCAUGUUCCUUCGGAGAAUCAACACGCUGACAUCCUCACCAAGCCACUUCAUCCAGGUCCUUUCUAUGGAUUGCUUUCUAAGAUGUUAUUAUCAAGCCUGUAUCUUCCAAACCAGACAUCUUUGAAGCUACAGAAUUGA
Camelina sativa (false flax) is the source of this 756-nucleotide messenger RNA. Lineage: Eukaryota; Viridiplantae; Streptophyta; Magnoliopsida; Brassicales; Brassicaceae. The record is from RefSeq and is a predicted model, not a curated record.